UCCAUCCAUCACCCGCCAAAAAAAAAAAAAAACGGGGAGGGACAUCUAAGUUACAGGAGAAUGGGCRGCGGCGUCACUCUUUCGAUGAUGAUCUUUAUUGCGAUCACCAUUGCUGUCUUUCUAGCUAGCGCCGGCUCCGCUUCCGCCAGCRCCUUCACGYGUCGGGACAAGAGUGUCUGCCGAAACYUCUCCAGCUGCUCGCGGCGUGAUGCGCUCUUCCGCUCCGGCCAUCUUUGUCGCGGCUUUCCAACCUACAACGGCGGCCCACCUAUCCGGRAAUUCGAUUGGAAGACGGAGAUCCAAAAAAGUUCUUGUAGCAUAGCAAACGGGAGCGUCUGCCUGAGCUGGGGGACAAGUGGGGAGUCCUCGGAGGAAUGGGAGACCGGUCGUUGCAAGUGCGAGCAGCAGGGUCCUGAGCACUGCCGGACCUGGACCUGCCUUCGAUACGAAGCAGAGCGAUGCGCUGGCUGGGAUUGCGGCGAGUUGGUGGAUAUUGCCCCUACCAUGAGGCUAAGCAGCCAUUGCUGCGAGUUAAGCGGCGGGGAACCCCACAGUACCAUGCGAUCCCCUCGUGCCGUCCAACGGCAGGAGAGUAGGUACGCUUGCACGAGAACGGUGAGCGAGGUGGACUCUUCUUCGGAGGCUCGAAAGGCCAAGACGAACUACUGCGCAGCAUGGAACUGCACCRACUGCGACGGGACUUGCACCUCGGAGGAAGACUUCGUCUGCGUCAGCUAUGGCGAGACUUACUGCAGCCGCUGGGAGGGGAUCAAGGACGGAAGUAGACUGUUUCAGCUGUCCAGAGAGAGGGAGGAGGAACAAAAGUUAGCAUGGAAGCUGAGGAUGAAGAGAGAGAAGAAGAAGAGGAGAGAGGAAGUGAAGAAGAUGACCGCAGAGGUGGCAAAGGUGCAGGAAUGUAGAGCGGAGGUGCUGGCCCAACCAGACGAUAAGGCCAAGUGGGACAAAGUACUGGGGUAUGUGGAGGUGUUGAGCAAGGCCUGGAUGGAGGAGCGCCAGGCAAGCUGGAGYCAGGAUGUAGCGUUGAGUGCCAUGCGGUCAGGGUUUAGAGAUUUYGCGCGCGAGUUCGUCACCCAUAUUGGGGGCGAAGUGAAGCAAUUGAGAGAUAAUGUAGGGAAGUUUUGUGAGGGUGUCAUUCAGGGUGCCAAAGCUGUAGCCGCUGUAGAGGGAGAGGCCAGACCCCAUAAGGAUCCAGUGAAACUCAAGUUCCCAGAUGCAUACGGGGGGAAGAAGGAAGAAAACUUUGACAACAAGGAAGCUAGUGUCAAUAAUUAUAUUUAUUUGCAGCAUAUCUUGAUCGAGGAACAAGUCCUUAUGGCCUUCCAGGCCCUCAAAGAUGAAGCGGCUAGUUUUGCCAGGUCUCUUGCGCGUACAGCCGGUUGUGAAAACAACCUGGUUGCAUAUUUCAAAGUUACUCCUCUUUCUCAAUUCCUCAAGCUCCUCAAGGAGCGGUUCGCUGACCCAACGCGAGGCAUUAGAGUCUCUGAUAAGCUCCAAACGAUCCACUCGCGGCAAUGGAGGAGUGCAAAGGCACUCAAGAGUACUAUGGCCGACUUGGUAGCCGUCCCUGACCACGGGGUCACCGAGCCCCAGUUGGUCAAGUUGUUUUAUCGUGCCAUCCCUUAGACCCUACGCGGGCAUUUCUUUGACAAGUCUCAGCAGGCCGACAUCACAUAUGAUCAAUUGAGUAGGGAGGUCGUCCUGUAUGAGUCAAAGUCUAUGCCAGUUACCACUUUCUGGCAUAAGGACCUGGAGAAGGGGAAGAAGUGGAAGAAUCGUACUAUCUCAGGCCAAGUAAAGGCCAAGGAUCACA
Molecule: messenger RNA, 1831 nt
Organism: Chara braunii
Lineage: Eukaryota; Viridiplantae; Streptophyta; Charophyceae; Charales; Characeae
Source: the annotation of a GenBank genome assembly